ACGUCAAAAUGGCUUCCCAGUAGAAAAAUUUAGAAUUUUGACUGAAAAUAUCAUGUAUAUUUAUUGAUUUCGCCUGAAUAUUUGCCAUUUUGAUCAUGGUAUAAAGAAUUUUUAGCUCUCUCUAUCAGUUGCAAUUUAAAGUCAAGGUCAAGAUGAAGCUGACACCAAUAGAGAACCUGAAGAGUUUUGCAACCAAUCGUCCUCCUCUCAUGAUCUUCAUGAUCUGCAUGAGUGCUUUUGCCAUCAUAUUGGUAUCGCUAGCAUAUAUAAUAAAAGUAAAUGAAAUCAAGAAUCAUGACUUGUCACAGGAUUGGAACGUUUUCCUAGAAAGCUUUUCUGAACUCCAGUUCUGUGUCACUGGCAAUGCAACAGAUCCAAACAGUCCACCACAGGUCACAGAAAAAACUCCAGAGAAGGUUGAUGUCGUCAUAAAAGGUGCAGCUGAUAAACAUGCGAAUAAGCAGCUAGUCGUCCAGAACAAACCUGCCAAUGCUAAUGCUACCGAAGAAAAUCGAACUUCUGAUAUUAUCUUUGAAAAUACCAGGAAUUACUCUGUGUCGCUACUUAUAACGAUACAUCCUUCAUCAGACUUUCUUCGCAUUCCUCACAAUGUGACACAUUUAUAUGGAACAGUCACUGGAGAUCAAUUAGGUCUUCGUGGUGCAGCCUUGAAUCAAGAAGUGAACAUCACGUUCGCCUUGCCAUUCGACUGGAACUCUACCAAAUGUGAUAAAGAGGGGAAAUGUGAUCCUGUUCAAAUUUACACAUGCGUGAACUUUCAAGCUGCACCGUCAGUUUUUCCUGUCACCAGGAAACCUCUUGGUUGCUAUGGUGUGAAUGAGACGGGGGUUGAAUACCAUGCCCAUCUCGAGGCCCACAAAGACCUGUCCUUCUUCAACUACUACAGAUGUAAAUCGCAAACAAAGAUACGAGUACACUAUGAUUUGAAUCCAACACUCACUGUUAUGCUUUCUUUGCAUGAUCGCUCGUUGAUCAACCUCCAUCUCAUGCAUACGAGUUACUUCCUAUUUGUGAUGGUGGUGACAAUGUUCUGCUAUGCCCUCCUGAAGGGAAGACCAUCCAAACCAAAGUACCAAUUAGUGCCCAGAGAGGAUGAAGAGCAUUCGUCUACUGCAUUAUAGGUGCGAGAAUAGGGCAUAUGAUGACUGUGAUAGGAUCAGCAAUCUCUGCUAAGGGGAGCCAUGUGAGGAGCCAUGUGCUGUGGAGUUGGAAAAGGAUGUGGGUUGACUGUGUGAGAAUCUUGUACUGAGGAGUCCAGAGGACUUCGAUGAAAUGGUGACUGUGUGAUAUCUUGAAUGGAACUGGAUUUAUGUGGUACCACAACCAGGGUGUGGUACACGGAGGACUGAAAAUAUGUGGUGUGAUGUUGUACGGCCAUCAGCCCUCACAAAUCAGGAUUUUUUUUAGUUUAUAUGGAAAUGUACUUUAUUUGAAGAAUGUGGCCUAAUAACUUAGCAUGGCCUGUACUCAAAGCAUUUGAUGUCAAGGAAGAAUUUUUUGCAGGAUUAUCGGUGUUUGUCCACUUAGAGUACAAGUACAAGGUAUUUGUUAUCAAUUUGAUACAAUUUGACAAAUUCAAGUAACAAAGUUGGCUUGCGGUGCAGGGAAGAACUACUUGUGUGUGCCAUUGUUGAGUUAUGCUAGGGGUCAAAAUUCCUCUUGGUCUGUAUCAAUUUACCGUAAUUCUUUUCUGUUUGUCUCAUAGUAUCUAACUAAUAUCCGAUCUUUAUGUCCUUGUAGGUUAUGGGUCAUUCUUUAAAAUAUUUUGGCAUUAGUUUGUCAUUAUUUUGUGCAUUCAUUAUUGAAGAAGGAGGACUUUAUUAACUGAAAUGCUGGUGGUGCUUGCAUUUAGUAGGGUUAAGGGUGAAAAUAAUUAUAAGUUUCAGAGGUAAAGUGUUGGUAUUUAAUGAGUUAUGAGUUGCUUUGUAUCAAGCAGUCCUUUUUUCAAAGUUUAUUAAUCACAGUGUGUGCAGUGUGAUAUAAAUGUUAAUUUGAGGCUGUUCAUAUCGUGAUUUGUACUAGUUUUUGCCUCGUCACACAUAAAUUAGCUAUAUGCAGAUGAAUUAGGACAGGUUUACAAAAUAAAUGUUUGGUCAUCGCGAUGACCAGCUACAGAUGUAUUUGUGUGUGGUAGCCAGAUCACAUUUGCUCAUUUAAUAGUUAAAUCAGCACAAAGAUUGUGUUGAGUUGCGUAUACUGGUGGUUAUGGUUCAAUUUUCAUAAUCCUUGAAAAUGAGUGCCCAAUUUGUUAUGGAUCUUAGCAAUUUAGGGAUGGGAUUUUUGCGAAUAAUUUAACUGGCAUUUGAGUCUCAUCUGUGUUGUUGUAGCAAUUAAAACUGGCAGUGACUAAUUGUCUGGAAAAUAAAUUGUAAAUAUGAUGUGUACA
Lineus longissimus is the source of this 2407-nucleotide messenger RNA. RefSeq names its product transmembrane protein 248-like. The transcript has 8 exons. NCBI's taxonomy places the organism in Eukaryota, Metazoa, Nemertea, Pilidiophora, Heteronemertea, Lineidae. Bases 153 to 1142 code for a protein of 329 amino acids. The record is from RefSeq and is a predicted model, not a curated record.